AUGUCAAUUGAUAAAAUUGAGCUGCGAGUUUUGAUUCGUUACUGCUGGAAACGAGGUCUUUCAACCAGAAAAGCUGCAGAAGAGAUUUGUGCUGUCGAAGGUGAAAGAACAAUUGCAUAUGCGGUUUUAUUUCUUUUUACCCGAGCAAGGCAAAACCUCCAGUCUGUGGUCAUGUCACCGACUCAACAACGUUUAUUUAUCUUUACGAUUCUCCAGUGUCCAUUUACACUGGCGUACGGGCGCCGGUCAGGGCCCGGUUGCAUAGCCUCUUUUGCUUAUAGUGUUUAUUUUAUUGUCUAUUUCUUAACGGGCUGUUGUUCCUUCUCCUGGCAAAGGGUUAAUUGUUCCUUUCCUCAUUGCAACUUCUUUUCUUCCCAUUUUAUGUCCUUUCUUUCUUUCUUACUUCUUAGUUGUUUCUUUCUUCCAUCCUUUCUUUCCUUUAGUUCUUUCUUUCUUUCUUUCUUUCUUUCUUUCUUUCUUUAUUUAUUUCUCCUUAGUUCUUUCUUUCUUAUUUCCUUUCUUUCCUUUAGUUCUUUCUUUCUUAAUUUUACUUUAGUUAUUUCUUACUUUCUUUCUUUUUCUUUGGUUCUUACUUUCUUUCUUUCUUUUUCUUUCGUCCUUAUUUCUUGGCACUUUCUUUCUUUUAUUCUUUAG
Molecule: messenger RNA, 654 nt
Organism: Acanthosepion pharaonis
Lineage: Eukaryota; Metazoa; Mollusca; Cephalopoda; Sepiida; Sepiidae
Source: the annotation of a GenBank genome assembly